Dreissena polymorpha is the source of this 1836-nucleotide messenger RNA. Its product is annotated as eukaryotic translation initiation factor 3 subunit M-like. Gene Ontology annotation, biological process: cytoplasmic translational initiation. The transcript has 10 exons. The record is from RefSeq and is a predicted model, not a curated record. Gene Ontology annotation, molecular function: translation initiation factor activity. Bases 84 to 1241 code for a protein of 385 amino acids. Gene Ontology annotation, cellular component: eukaryotic translation initiation factor 3 complex; cytoplasm. Lineage: Eukaryota; Metazoa; Mollusca; Bivalvia; Myida; Dreissenidae.
GUCUUAUUUAACGAUAUUUACAGCACAAUAAUUUCUGAUCACCGUUUACCCACACGUGCGCCAUUUGCCGGUUGCUCACCAAAAUGAGCAUCCCUACUUUCAUUGACAUAAAGGUUGAGAACCAGACAAGUGAAUUGCGUUCAUACCUGAAAGAGCUUGGUGCAGAAAUCUCUGAAGAAAAUGUUGAGGACAUUGUCAAAGACUUGUUACAAUGUAUAGAAGUGAGCGAUGUUUGCUGGAAAGAGGUUACUUCAGACAGUGAUUUGGAGAUGGUUUUCAAUGGUAUAAUCUCCAUGCUGCUGGUAGUACCUUCAGAUCGAAAUGAUGAUCUGGUGCAUUUAUUCUGUAAAAAAGUUGCCAACUUACCCAAGGGUGACAAAAAAGGAAGUGUUCGAUUACGAAUACUAUCCAACCUGUUCCACGGGCUUGGAGAUAAGUCUGCGUUAAAGGCAGAUAUCUACCUCAGCUUGUUGCGGCUCUCCAGAGAUGCAGAUCUGGCCUCCAUGGUGAUCACAGAUCUUGACCAGGUAAAGAAAUGGAUAUCUGAGUGGGAUAUUGGCACACAGAAGAUACAAAACAUAUACAGAGCUCUCCAUGAAACUCUAAUAGCUGCUAGAAUGAGUGAGCAGGCAACCAAGGUGAUGAUAGAGUUGUUGGGAACUUACACAGAGGAUAAUGCUUCACAGGCAAGAGAUGAUGCUCAGAAGUGUAUAGUGACCUGCUUAGAAGAUCCAAACACAUUUUUGUUGGACCAUUUGUUGACAUUAAAACCAGUAAAGUUCCUUGAAGGAGCAUUAAUACAUGAUUUAUUGACAAUAUUUGUGGCUGGGAAGCUUACACAGUACCAGCAGUUCUAUAAAAACAAUCAAGAAUUUAUACAGUCAUUGGGUCUGUCACAUGAUGAGAACCUGCGUAAGAUGCGUCUACUGACGUUCAUGCAGAUGGCCGAGACAAGGAAGGAGAUCGACUAUGAGAGCAUACAGAAAGAGAUGGACCUGAAUGAAGAUGAUGUGGAGGUCUUCAUUAUUGAUGUGGUUAGGACUCGGGCUGUGCAGGUGAAGAUUGACCAGCUGCAGCACAAGGUGAUCAUCACGGCCACGAUGCACCGCACGUUUGGGCGCCAGCACUGGCAGCUGCUGCACCAGAACCUGCAACGCUGGCAACAAAACCUCAGCAAUGUGCAGACCAACCUCCGGGCCUUAGAAAUCAUGCAGCAGCAGGCACAGACUGUACCACAGUAGACCAGACAGUGUACACCUUAAAAAGCAAAAGAUUGUUUUCUGAAGUCUAUUUCAAAAGAUUUGCAAGCUUUUGCCAAACUAAAUCACAACAUUUUUGCAAUUGUCUGCCUACCCGGAUCACAUUAGACUUGCGUGACUAAAAGAUUGUAGAAUUCAAAGUUCCCAGACUAAUACUUUGAUCAUUGUGUCAGAGUUUUCUCUUGAUUUGUGAAGUGCUUGUUUGUGACAGCGAUUUUCGUAGGUGUAAUUAUUUUUUUAAAAAUCAUGAAUGACAAUUGUUGCUUAGUGAUUAAAAAAUUUCAGCUUUCAUGUUUGUCAAGUUGACAUUGAGGGGCAAGUGAGGUGGUGUGCAUAUUAAACAGUUAUUUUAGUAGUAUUAUUAACAAGAUAAAUGUUUUAUGCACAGCAUUUCACUUGCCCCUAUCAAAAAACAAAUGAAUGUCUAUAUUUAUUUAAUGUGUUCAUCAGUGAAUAGUCGUGUUGGUAAAUUAAUAAGCUAGAUGUUGUAAUUGAUAAAAAUAAAGCAACAUUAAAUUAUAACACCUGAAAAAUGCUUUACAUCUGUGUAUUUAAGAAAUAAAAUAAUCCUGGUAUA